AUGAAACAGCUGUUCUAUGACUGGAACUGCUGGCUGUCAGUGUCACUGUGGUGUUUGGUUGGGGGCCUUAACGGGAGGUUCGGGACGAGGAACUCCAGGCCCAACAUUGUCCUGUUGAUGGCGGACGGCCUUGGGGUGGGAGACUUAUGCUGCUAUGGUAAUGACACCGUAAGCACCCCCAAUAUCGACCACCUGGCAAGUGAGGGAGUGAGGCUUACCCAGCACCUGGCGGCUGCCUCUGUCUGCACCCUGAGUCGGGCUGCCUUCCUGACUGGCCGGUACCCCAUCAGAUCAGGAAUGGCGUCUUCCUUCAACCCGAACCGCGCCCUUGUCUGGCUCGGAGGGUCAGGCGGUCUGCCCACCAACGAGACCACUUUUGCCAAGCUCCUCCAGCAUCGUGGCUACCGCACGGGACUCAUAGGAAAAUGGCACCAAGGAUUGAGCUGUGCAUCUCGGAACGAUCAUUGCUUCCACCCCCUCAACCAUGGGUUUGACUACUUCUAUGGGCUGCCCUUUGGCCUCUUCAGUGACUGCCAGCCGUCCAAGACACCAGAACUGCACCGCUGGCUCAGGAUCAAGCUCUGGAUCUCCACGGCGGUCUUGGGUCUCGUCCCUGUCCUGCUUCUCAUUCCCAAGUGCGCCCGCUGGUUCUCGGUUCCGUGGAAGGUGAUCCUUGUCUUCGCCCUUCUGGCCUUAUUUUUUGUGUCCUGGUACUCCAGUUAUGGGUUCACGCGGCACUGGAAUUGUAUCCUGAUGAGAAAUCACGAAAUCGUCCAGCAGCCUAUGAGAGGGGAAAGAGUCGCUUCGCUCAUGCUGAAGGAGGUCCUGGCCUUCAUUGACAGGUAUAAACGCGAGCCCUUUCUUCUGUUUGUUUCAUUUCUGCAUGUCCACACUCCACUGAUCACCAAAAAGAAGUUUAUUGGACAUAGUAAAUAUGGAUUAUACAGGGAUAACGUAGAAGAAAUGGACUGGAUGGUGGGUAAGAUCCUGGAGGCUCUGGACCGGGAACUCCUAGCCAAUCGCACGCUGGUGUACUUCACCUCAGACCACGGGGGCUGCCUGGAGGCACAGGACGGCGGGGCCCAGCUGGGCGGCUGGAACGGCAUCUACAAAGGUGGCAGAGGGAUGGGCGGAUGGGAAGGCGGGAUCCGAGUCCUGGGGAUAUUCCGGUGGCCGACAGUCCUGGAGGCUGGGAAAGUGAUCGAUGAGCCCACGAGUCUGAUGGACAUUUACCCAACGCUGUCUUAUGUGGGUGGAGGGAUCCUGCCCCAGGACAGAGUGAUUGACAGCCGGAACCUGAUGCCCCUGCUGGAAGGCAAAGUCUCCCAUUCAGACCAUGAAUUCCUCUUCCAUUACUGUGGAGUCUACCUGCACGCAGCCAGGUGGCAUCAGAAGGACUGUGCAACUGUGUGGAAGGUUCAUUAUGUGACUCCAAAAUUCUCCCCCGAGGGAGCUGGCGCCUGCUACGGAAGUGGGAUAUGUUCAUGUACUGGGGAUGUCACCUACCACGACCCUCCAUUGCUCUUCGACAUCUCAAGAGACCCUUCUGAAUCCCAACCUCUUAACCCUGACAACGAAGCAUUGUUUGGCUCAGUGGUCCAGAAAAUUGAGGCGGCCAUAAAAGAUCAUCGUAGAACUCUCACGCCUGUCCCAGAGCAGUUGUCUGUGUUCAACACCAUUUGGAAACCAUGGCUGCAGCCCUGCUGUGAGACUUUCCCCUUUUGUGGGUGUGACAAGGAAGAUGACAUCCUAUCCACUGCUUGGUGA
Diceros bicornis minor is the source of this 1767-nucleotide messenger RNA. RefSeq names its product arylsulfatase family member H (gene ARSH). Bases 1 to 1767 code for a protein of 588 amino acids. NCBI's taxonomy places the organism in Eukaryota, Metazoa, Chordata, Mammalia, Perissodactyla, Rhinocerotidae. The transcript has 10 exons. The record is from RefSeq and is a predicted model, not a curated record. Gene Ontology annotation, molecular function: arylsulfatase activity.